Messenger RNA from Pseudogymnoascus verrucosus, 1616 nucleotides. RefSeq lists its product as uncharacterized. Gene Ontology annotation, biological process: protein prenylation. The transcript has 2 exons. Lineage: Eukaryota; Fungi; Ascomycota; Leotiomycetes; Thelebolales; Thelebolaceae. The record is from RefSeq and is a predicted model, not a curated record. The coding region runs from base 283 to 1347 and encodes 354 amino acids. Gene Ontology annotation, molecular function: protein prenyltransferase activity. Gene Ontology annotation, cellular component: cytoplasm.
CACUGAGUUGUUUCAUUUCAACGAUUUUUUUGUGAAACGAUUUUCAGAGUGAGACAGGAAGAGCUUUUGUCUUACUAAUAUUUGCAUUUUGUUUCUCGGCACAAGAGCGAAGCUUUGGUUUAAGUUGUGCGCUCUCCGAGACAAGACAUAUGAAUAAAAACGGUUCUGUCUAAAAAUAAGCCUCUGGGCCAUCAAAAUCUAGAGCCCUCUCAGCCCUCUGCAGUCCCAAAGCGGAAGCAGGUUCUAGGCCGGUCUGUUACCGAUUGCCCCCCCCCCCAAAAAAUGUCCGACGACGAGGCACCUGGAUUCUCCCUAGAAUAUGAGGCGCUAGUCGGGCUCCUCAACACGAGAAUAUCAGCCGGUCCCUUAGGCAUCGAAAUCCUCCCCGAUGCGAGUUUCAUGGUAUCUCCUGGCCGCGUCGCCGAGAUCGUAAACAACACCCUCGGCGUACCCAAACCCGUUCUCGCCAAAGCCUUCAUCGCCGCUCGUCGGAUCUUCUUCGAGCACGUGGACAACCUGGCCGAGAACGCGGAACUCAUCCUCGACACCACCUCCAUCAUCCUUCUCUUCGACCCUGAGCACAUCACCGCUGCCAAUGCGCGGAAGCGGAUCUGUCUCGGCUUCCCCUACCGCGCGCGCUCUGAGCCCGAGCAGCUCAGGCGGCUGGAGGAGGAGUUAUGGUUCAGCAGGUUUCUGCUCAUUUCGAGGCUGAAGCGGCAUAAUAAGUCUCCGACGCUGUGGGCGCAUCGGAGGUGGCUGAUCAAGAACUUCUAUUCGUUGGGGGGGUUGUUACUGGAGCCGAAAUGGGUGCUGUUUGAGAUCGAGGAGGUGGGGCUGAUUUCGGCGGAGAACCAUCCUAGGAAUUACUACGCGUGGGAUUAUAUGCGUUGGUUGAUCGCGGAGAGGCCGGGGUUGGAUCAGAAGACGAGGUCGGAGUUGAAUAGGCCGCUGGCGAAUAUGAUGGAGAAGUGGUGUAAGCAUCAUACCAGCGAUACGUCUGGGUGGUCGUUUCUGGCGUGGAUGAUACUGCGGCAACCGCAGACCGACCCGCGCGCUGGUCAGAAUUUACAGGCCCAUGUCGGGGCGGAGAUUCUGGACUAUGCGAUGUUGUUGGGGUUGAAGAACUUGUCGUUGUGGAAGUUUUUGCAGGAGAUUUUGGGGUUUCCGAAGAGUGAGGAGGUGGAUGACGUGAGGUUACAGUAUUUGACGGAGUUGAGCGAUUUGAGGGCAGGUGAGCCGAAGGGGUCGGCGUUGCAGGUGUUUGCGACGAAGAGUUUGAUUGCUAUUGGGAAGUACGAAGAAUCCAGAACAGGAUUGAAGAUGAUGGUUGGUGGUUUGGUGGUUUAAACGACCGUUUAUGAAGCUAUAUGAAGAUACACCAGAUUACGAUUGAGAAUGAUAGUGUCAGUUUUAAUGGCCGUCUACGAAGUUAUAUGAAGAAGCCAAGCCCUCACAGAGAACACUGGGUGCCAUUGGGAAUGAAGCGCUGCUUGUUAUAGAUUGUCCAUCAACAAAAUACUAAGUUAUAUAAUUCCUUCCAUCACGAAUAUUAACCAUCCUCAAGAAAAUCACCCCCACGAAAACAUGAAACACAUCCAACUAUCACGUUAAAAGCG